This is a messenger RNA of Megalopta genalis, 3125 nucleotides long. The record is from RefSeq and is a predicted model, not a curated record. NCBI's taxonomy places the organism in Eukaryota, Metazoa, Arthropoda, Insecta, Hymenoptera, Halictidae.
UGGCUCCUUUCAGAUGAACUCUCUGCGGUAGUUGUGACCGGUCUUCCGUGAUACCCCUGCGACCUUCUACGGUCAGUCAUUACACUUACCCUACCGUCGAACACAUCCAGACAAUUUUUCUUCCAGUUCUAAUGUAAAUGGAAACCGUCUUCUUUCUAAGUGUACACGGCGAAGAAAGAAGCACUCGUUAAACUUAUAGUUUUUGUAGUUCUGUCAUUAAUUCGCUGUCCAUAAUCUGUCCACCGCGAGUGCACGUGAAAGAAAGUAACGGGAGUUUGUCAUUCUUAUUAGCUUUCCUGACAGAAAAGCUUUAAUGGACCAAAAAAGAGCUUGUAUGUUACAAUAAUCGCGCUCAUAUUGCAUCGCAACUUCAGCAUUAAUAACGCGCUUACGAUUAUAGCGGAGAUGCAAUAUCAGACCUCCAGUAUCGGCAUACUAUAAAUAUUAUACAUAUAUUGAUAGCACUCAACAAUGUUUGCUAGAUCACAUUCAAAAUAAAGUUGUUGAAUUUUUGUUCUACGAAGCUGCUUCGAUCGAACGAUCGCCUGCAAUUCAAAAUACGAAGAGCGCUAUCUGUUUGUAAUUAUACAUAUUUCUUGCUAUACAUUUGUCUAUAAAUCGAACGAAUUUAUUAGCUGUCUAGAAGAUCUCCCUUGUAUCGCGAGACGCCUAGGGGCGAAUCAUCGUCCACAAGAUUCCGUUUUGCAACAAGAUGACUGCGGAAGUUCCGAAUGAGGUCUGGUCGCAGGACCGACCCACAGUCCAGGAAGUCAGCGAAAUGCUGCGAAAUUUCGGCCCGUACGACUACUCUGUAUUCGCAUUGAUGCUGAUGGUCUGCGGUACGAUCGGAAUUUACUUUGGCUUCGUGAAAAAAUCUUCGGGCGAAGACGAGUACCUCGUGGGCGGUAGAAAUAUGGACACUUUCCCUGUCAGCUUGAGUCUUAUUGCCAGUUUUAUAUCAGGCAUUUCAUUACUGGGCACACCGACAGAAAUUUACGUGCACGGCACCAGUUACCUGUUCAUCUCAUUCGGGGUCGUUAUCGUCGGCUUCGUGAUGUCCAUCAUAUAUUUGCCAGUUUUCCAUGAGCUCAAGCUGACGAGCACCUACGAGUAUCUCGAGAAACGUUUCGACAAAAAGAUCAGGCUGCUGGGAUCGGCGCUGUUUAUGAUCGGUGUUAUGACCUGGCUUCCUAUCGUCAUCUACGUGCCGGCGUUGGCUUUUAAUCAAGUUACGGGGGCGAAUGUGCACAUAGUCACUCCGUUCGUGUGCAUCGUGUGCAUUUUUUACACUUGCGUGGGUGGUAUACGGGCAGUAGUAUGGACCGACUUUAUUCAGACGUUUAUCAUGUUCGGUUCCAUGCUACUAAUCAUAAUCAAAGGGACAUCGGACGUUGGUGGAUUAUCGGUGGUGCUAAGAAGAAAUCUGGAGUCUGGCAGGCUCGAAUUGCCCACGACAGAUUGGAAUCCUCUCACGAGACACACGAUAUGGUCGCUCGUGGUUGGCGGAUUCUUUCACUGGUUACAAAUAUCCGCCAUUAAUCAGAACAUGAUACAACGGUAUCUCUCGUUACCCAGUUUGAAGUCGGCCAGGAGGGCGCUCUGGAUCUUCAUAGUCGGUGUUGUGAUAAUAAUGGGAACGUGCGGAUACGCGGGAUUGUUAAUAUAUGCCUGGUAUCAUGAAUGUGAUCCACUUACGACGAAGCUAGCGGGUGCGAAGGACCAACUGUUGCCUCUGCUCGUCAUGAACGUGUUGAAAGAAAUGCCGGGACUUCCGGGGCUGUUCGUCGCCGGUGUGUUUAGCGCGGCGUUGAGCUCUUUAUCUACCGGCCUGAAUUCCAUGUCCGCCGUGGUGCUGGAAGACUUCAUCAAACCGUUCAGGAAGACACCUUUCACGCCCAAAACGGCGGACACUUUGAUGAAGCUCACAGUUGUGAUUUUGGGGGUAACUUGCGUGGCCCUUGUGUUCGUUGUCGAAAAAACAGGAUCUCACGUUUUGCAGUUAACUACAAGCUUGACUUCAAUUACCAGUGGACCUUCUCUGGCUAUCUUCAGCAUGGGAGUGUUAUUGCCCUGGGUGAACGCCAAGGGCGCCCUGAUCGGCGGGCUUUCCGGUCUUAGUUUCAUGAGUUGGAUCAGUUUAUCGGCCGAAGCAGCGAUCGCCAGCGGUAGAUUGAAAUUCGACGAGAAACCCAUCUCUACGGAGGGCUGCUAUUACACGUUUCCUCAGGUAGAGAGUUUGAUAUUCAUCCCCCCUGACAACAUUUUGAACGCGGGCGAAGACGAUAUGCUACCAGAGCCUUUAGCAUUGUAUCGUCUGAGUUAUCUUUGGUACACUGUCACCGGCGCGUUGGUGACGAUGAGCGUCGGUCUUCUCGUCAGUCUCAUAUCGUCGGAGAAUAUCGAGAAAUUAGAUCCAAUGCUGGUGGCUCCGGUGAUAAGGAGGUUUCUAAAACCGUCCAACAAGGAAGUACAACAAGUCGAGAUUGGUAAUAUAGAGACCGGUCUCGAAGUACGAGGAACUAGACAAGAGAACACGACCAGGGACUCUUCAUUGGCAUGACCUUGACCGACGAUCAUUGGCGUUGAUCGAAUCAGGGGUCGACAAAUCGUGCACGAGCAAAGUGUUUGGUUGACUGGCUGAAAUAUUAAAUUAGAACGGCCGGAAUAUAAAACAAGUUAGAGCAAUCAUGAAAAUAAAGUAUGGAACGUCUCGGCAGCGUGUUUGAACCCGCGACCCGCGCUGCCAACGAACACGAUGAGAGCGUGGCGGCCGCGGUUGUUGCGCGCAGCAACGUGCAGGAACGCGCGACGACGUCCAACGACACGAAUCAGCUGCUCACCCUCUCGCCUUACAAUUUUUUUUCGUUUCACAACUACGGGCAUCAGUGCCACUUUGCCCUUAAUAGAUCGCCGAGGGGGGAGCAAGAAAUUACACGUGUUCAUCGUAUCAUGUACGCUCGCGGCAGCUGUUAGAUAAUCGUUAGAUUGCGGUGCUUCCACGUGCUUCGGCGGAAGCUGAAGCCAGGCGGAAGGUCGGGUAAUUUAUUAACGGUGGGACCAGCGAGCGACCGGUUCCUGAUUUUCUUUGCUCCACAAUUGCCGAAAUUAAACGGAUCUUUCUACGA